AAUAACAGAAGUUUUAUAAUCACACUUGAAUGACUCCUAGUAGGUGUUGUUCGGUAAAAACAACGACAGCUUUCAGAUUUAGCUUCUGUGAAUAAUCCUGGCUUCUGUACAUGAAGAGGCAGGAGGGCUGCCAGGUUGAUCUUCGGCCUUCCCUGGGCUGUGAGCAGCAGGUGUGGGGGCUGCAGUGAGCUGUGCUUUGAGCCCUCUGGUCGGCGCUGGCACUGCAGUGCAGCGGGGCUGUAACUCUGUCGGCGAACGGGAGGUGGCAGUGGCUGCUGCGGGAACAAGAGAUCGUUUCUCUGCAGAGCUGUAACACGUACUGGGCAGGCUGGGACCCAGGCUCUUCACAUACAUCGUAAAAAGCAGGAAAUGCAGUUUCCUGAAGGGAUGUUGCACCUCCUGUAACCAGAUUCUGAUGGAUUAGGAAAAAAAAUAGGAUAAGAUUUUAAUAUGGAUAAAAAAAGUUGCUUUUCCUUGGAUUGUGAGAGUUGUCUGGCAGCAGUGCUUGUUUCGAAGAAAUGUCAGAAGGCUCGUGAGCACUUUGGUACAGUGAGGACACAGAUGGAGUCUCUGAAGACCAAGUUUCCUGCUGAUCAGUAUUACAGGUUUCAUGAGCACUGGAGGUUUGUGCUGCAGCGGCUGGUGUUCCUGGCAGCAUUCGUAGUCUACUUGGAGUCAGAAACAUUAGUGACCCGAGAAGCUGUUGCAGAAAUUCUUGGGAUUGAAGCUGAUCGAGAACGGGGCUUUCACCUGGACAUUGAAGAUUAUCUUUCUGGUGUAUUAACUCUGGCCAGUGAACUGGCCAGGCUGGCAGUGAACAGUGUCACAGCUGGGGACUAUUCUCGCCCUCUGCGCAUCUCAGCCUUUAUCAAUGAGCUGGAUUCUGGCUUCCGCCUCCUCAACCUGAAGAAUGACUCCCUGAGGAAACGCUACGACGGCCUGAAAUACGAUGUCAAGAAAAUUGAGGAAGUGGUUUACGACUUGUCGAUCAGAGGACUCAAUAAGGAGGCAACAGUUGGUGCAGGAGGGGAGAAGUGAAGGAUGCUCGUUUGAACAGCAUCAUCGAUUACCUCAGAUGGUUGCCAAUUUAGGAAGUACCCAGAGAAGCUUUCCUACAGUAGUUUAGAAGAACUGCAGCUCAAAGCUGCUCUCUAUUUUCUUACAAAAGGUGUAGUACAGGUGUUAGAUGUUUUGUAAAAUCAUGUCUAGAUUAGGACAGGAGACUGUUUCCAGUGGAAUUCCUCUGUCAAACACAUGGUGCUGUUCUCUGCACAGCAGCAAUAGUAGUCAGUAACUCCCAUGAGCUGAGAUUCCCAGUAGUUCUGUAGUGUUGCUUCCCUGCUCUGUCAGGGAAGUGCUGUGGCUGUCUCUGCUCCCACGCCCUCAGAGAUGUGUGCACAGCACAGAGCUCAGUGCAGGCACAUGGGAUCUUUUAAGAAACACAGCGUGUAAAUACUGACAUUUUUUUAAGAUUUUUUUUUCCUUUUUGUUUCUUAAUUUUUCACCUAUGUAAGUUGAACAAAUUUGCCUAACUGUUGAUGAACCAGAUCCAGCUCUCUUUUUUUAAUGGUUUCUGUUAAUGUACUGCCAUAAUUGAGAAAUUAGUGAAAAUACUCCUGAGAAUUCCUCUAUUGGAACUGGUGUCUUGCACCCUGGCAUCUUUCUCAUAUUUUUUUUCCUUUCCACCAAGAUUUCAGUUACCAGGGAGAGCAAGGUUUUCUUAGACACCUGCUUUCUCUGACUGGUAUUUGUUUUACUGGCAUGAGUAAAUGCAGAGUUUUGAAUGAUGAUUUGCCUUGAGAACUCAGUGUAACCAAUUUUUAUGUUUUUUUAACUUCUAAGUUUUCUGAAUAGAGAAGUGUAAAUGGAUAAACUGCAGGUGGUGUCUGAGCUGUAACAACCUGUACAGACCACAACUGUACCUGUGUCCUGGGAUUAAAAAAAACACCACAAAACUAUAGUUUGUGUAGUAAAAUGUUUGUAUCUCCAGAAAUGGGGAAGUUACUGCUUUCAGGUAAGUAUGUAAGAUGUUUGCAAACACCAACAGCCUCUUUCAUGUGUGUAAGUGGACAGACUCAUGCCUCCCCAUGUGCUUGUUCUCUUGUCUCAAAUUAUUUUGAGUUUUGCCAUUCUCCUACUUCUGGUGGUGCAGGAGGGUAAAGGAGAACAGCUAACUUAGGAGGAGGAGGAAUACUUCAGAGGAUGAAUGGGAACAGUCAAGUUUAUGUGGGGUUUGGUAGGGUUUCGGUUUCUUAGUGAAGGUUUACCACUGAGUUAGGGGGUUGUUUUGUUUAUUGGAAGAAAAUGGUUUAUUGGUUAUUUUGGCCAAUAAAAGCUGUUCUUUGAUUAUGGCCA
Catharus ustulatus (Swainson's thrush) is the source of this 2355-nucleotide messenger RNA. It is a transcript of the gene TSN, whose product is annotated as translin. Gene Ontology annotation, biological process: RNA metabolic process. Gene Ontology annotation, cellular component: cytoplasm; nucleus. Lineage: Eukaryota; Metazoa; Chordata; Aves; Passeriformes; Turdidae. Gene Ontology annotation, molecular function: RNA binding; single-stranded DNA binding; sequence-specific DNA binding. Bases 451 to 1038 code for a protein of 195 amino acids. The record is from RefSeq and is a predicted model, not a curated record. The transcript is spliced from 5 exons.